GAGAACCACGACUCCUGUGUCAUCCACGGACUUGAUCAUGUUGUUGUUUGAUACACAGCCAUACAACAGAGGGCUCAGUACAAAGCCCUGAGUGAAUCCAGUGGUGAAGAGUGCCACCCCACGUGGACCACCUGUUGUCUGUUAGACAGAAAGUUGUAUAUCCACUGGCAGACCAUAAUGUUAAAGCCCCAUGUCACUCAGCUUAGUAACCAGCCUAUAGGGCACUUUGGUAUUGAAGGCUGAGCUAUAAUCCACAAACAGCACUGUCACAUUGUUCCCUUUUCCAAAGUAUGCGGUAAUAUAUUAACUUGUUAUUUGAGUUGUGUUUGGGGUGGGCAAAAUGGUUUGUUCAGUCUUGUAGCCCAAGUUCUGCUGUUUUAUUUGAUGUGCGACAUCAUUAUAUUCCAUAGGUAGGUAAACUGUUUCACUCUGUGUUUGCAAAGUGCUUCACCAAGACCCCCACCAAGUCCCCCAAUUGGAAGUCUUUGGGGUUUAAAGGGUUAAAUGAAAACCCAAUGAAAAGAUCGCUGCAAACGGCAACAGAUGACGUCGACGCCCACUGUUUGAUUGGAGGAGAUUGCGCCCGCGCACGACGUCAUACACCGUCCCACUGCUCGUGUCAUGCGCACUAUCGCUUGUUGUUGUUAAACUGGUUGUUAUGGCUGGACAAGGCCUCCGAUUAAACUGAGAGAGAAGACCCCCACUCUCCUUCCCUUCCUCCCGCACUAACCCGUUCCGCCGCGGGACGCCCGCCGGCCAUGGAGGGUACAGAUAUGGACGUGGACGCGGAGCUCAUGCAGAAGUUCAGCUGCAUGGGAACCACGGACAAGGACGUCCUCAUCUCGGAGUUUCAGAGACUGUUGGGUUUCCAGCUAAAUCCAGCCGGCUGCGCCUUCUUCCUGGACAUGACCAACUGGAACCUUCAGGCUGCUAUUGGUGCAUAUUAUGACUUUGAAAGUCCCAUUGUGAAUACACCCUCCAUGUCCUUUGUUGAAGAUGUGACUAUUGGUGAAGGAGAGUCUGUCCCUCCAGAUACACCGUUUACAAAGACCUGGAGAAUACAGAACACUGGUGCAGAGGCAUGGCCCCCGGGGGUUUGUCUGAAGUACGUUGGAGGGGAUCAGUUUGGACAUGUAAACACAGUCAUGGUGAAAUCUCUAGACCCCCAAGAAAUAUCCGACGUGAGUGUGCAAAUGCGGAGUCCCACAAAUCCUGGCAUGUAUCAGGGUCAGUGGCGAAUGUGCACAGCCAACGGGUUGUUCUACGGAGAUGUUAUCUGGGUGAUUCUCAGUGUAGAAGUCGGAGGCCUCCUCGGCGUGACCCAGCAGCUUUCGUCCUUUGAGACUGAAUUCAACACCCAGCCUCAACGGAACGUGCAGGGAGACUUCAACCCCUUUGCAUCGCCGCAGAAGAACAAACUUGAUGCCAGAGAUCACGGCGGUACCUGGGAUCGGACGCCAGAGCCAAUCCAGCAAGAUCAGAAUGGACUGUCUCAUAAUGCUGUAAAUAGGGCCUCUAAUGGACUGCAAACAAAUCUUUCUGUUGUGACAUAUGGUCAGGGUAUUCAUGGACCAUAUCCAUUCGAUCAGAGCUAGAAUGACAGACAUGCUCCCCUCCAUGGUGGUUGAUCAGGGAGUCGACACUAUUGAAGAAGAUGGCGGGGGGUGGACAUUUGUUUUAUACUGACUAAUGACUACCUUUUCCCAGCCAAAGGCUCUAUCCACAGAAACAGAAGAAACAGUGGAGCGAUGGAUUACAUGUUUAUGCUGCAGAGGAACAUCAACAUGUGGACUGGCAUGUGUGAAUGCUUCAUCCAUGCAGUGCUGUAAAACCAUUCAACACACACAACUGUUUAAGUUUACGUUAUAGAAUGUUGCUGAUUACCAGUCAAACAGUGUCUUUGUCGGUCUACGGUCCACAGUGGAGACAUCUGCAGGGCCUUGUCGUCUCGAAUCAUGAAAGCGUUUUUGUUUGAGGUCCGCUGUGUUCUUUGGACAUGUUUUGUCUGUCUUUUUAGCCCUGGAAUAAUGGCCAUAAGUGAUGUAAAUGUCAUGGUGCUGCCACUUACACUGUCUGAGAGGCAGAGCUGGUACGUGCUCGCUACGUGUUUGAGAUAAACUGUGCAGAAAUAUUUUCUUCAUUAAAAUUUGGGCAGUCAAACUUUUUAAAAAAUCUGAUUGAUCACAGAGGUGCUGUGGAUUAUUCAUGAUUAAUCACGAUUAAUUCUAACCAAUCAUGAUUAAAUACAUAUAUCUGACUAAUCUGUUAAUAAGACAGAAAAUUAGAUAACUCAAAACUGAGCUUCCAGAGUUGGUAAUGUUUAGUCAUUACUGUGGUUCUUGAUGAUGGCGUGUCAAGAGUUUCAAAACUCAGGUGAAGUGGUUGUCUUCGACAAUAUUAACCACUCUACAGUCCCUCAUGAAUCAUUUGACAAUUGGGUCUGUGAGCUGUGAGCUAUUUUAAGCUAAAGCUUCUGUAAAACUAACUUUCCAAAAUUUCCACACAGUGUGUAUUUGACGACAUGUGUAUUGACUGUAUUAGAAAUAAAUGCCUUCAUUUUGACAGCCCUAAUUUUAAUGUUUUUGUGUGAGGGCACUUUGGGAUAAAUGGUAAACACAGCUUGAGCUGUUGUUUUUUUUUUUUUUUCUUUCGCUAUUACUACAUCAAGCUUUUACUUUGAAAGGGCAUAAUAAAUGCAGAGAAACAACAGCCAAACUUAUGCUAGAAAAAGUAAGAAGUUCAGGCCAGACGUGCACUAAAACAAAAUUUGAAACAUCCACCCUGCAGAUGCAUCCAGUGUCCACUAGUCGACCUGAAUAGUACUUCACUGAAGUCAGUUUUUCUUUUAGAUCUAAAAAUAACCAGAAAAUCAGUGGAGCACACGGUUCCUGAUGCAACAGUGAUCAUAGACAUGCUUUUGGCCUCUGUGGGAUGACCUUGAUGAUUUUUUUUAAUUAUUAUUAAAUAUGUCAAUCUUGUUUUACUUCUCCACAGAAAAAGUCAGCCUAAUGAAAACUGUGCAUAAGAAUACCUUGUGGUUAACGUGGGCCGUUGAAAGUUGGACAACAGGUGUAGAUCUUGGAGAGAUUUGCUUAUGACAUAUUUUCUACUCAACAUACUGUAUAUUGUAUGUUGUGAAUGCUUUCAUAUGAAUGAAGAAGUACAGAUGGAUGACUGUUGAUGAUAUGUCAGUGUGUCCGGUAAUUAAGCGUCCAAUCGUCUCCACUGGCAUGGACCAUGUGGGUUUUCUUACACUUAAUUAUCAUUAAGUGCCAAGUUUGAAAGAGAGGCUGUCACCUCAGUGUGACGGGCAUCGACGGGUCUGUUCUGAGGCGUCUGCGGGAUGUGGGCGCUGGAAAGUUUUUUGACAUUUAGAAGUCCAUAUAUCUCAUUCAUGUUUACAGGCUCUACAUUAUUUAUUCUCUUUUACCAUGACAUUUGUUUGUUUGUUUUUUCUUAACAGGAAAAUUCUGAAAUGUUUUAAGGUCAUUUUUAAAAAAUGUAGGAAGAUUUUUUUGUGUCACCAAGGUUAAUUAAAAUAAUGUCAGAGAAAAAGCUGAAAAUGACUAGUAUUAUCUGAAUUUGUAUUAUGAGGUAUUGAUUUAACAGUUGGUCCUCAUUCAUACCAGAACCAAUGCUAUUUUAUACUUUGUCCCUUAAAUAUUCCCAAAAAGAACUUAAGAAUAAAAAGUCCAGCCUCAGACCAAA
Cynoglossus semilaevis (tongue sole) is the source of this 3708-nucleotide messenger RNA. It is a transcript of the gene ilrun, whose product is annotated as inflammation and lipid regulator with UBA-like and NBR1-like domains. The transcript is spliced from 5 exons. Gene Ontology annotation, molecular function: ubiquitin binding. Bases 759 to 1595 code for a protein of 278 amino acids. Gene Ontology annotation, cellular component: phagophore assembly site. Lineage: Eukaryota; Metazoa; Chordata; Actinopteri; Pleuronectiformes; Cynoglossidae. Gene Ontology annotation, biological process: macroautophagy. The record is from RefSeq and is a predicted model, not a curated record.